AUGAAAAAUAGGACGUGCAGGGUUAAUAUGGAUGAAAACUAUGUGAUUGGUUGGAGAGUGUAUGCUUUGGACAAAACUGGGGUGAUUCCAGAAGUACUUACAUCAUUCAAGUAUCUUACCUUUCUGAAAAUUGAUCAAAAUUACUUCACUGGUCCAUUGCCUGCAUUUAUUGGAAAUUUAACGGCAUUGAAGGGUUUGUCAAUUGCGCACAAUGCAUUUUCUGGGACCAUCCCUAAGGAGCUUGGUAAUCUUAAGGAGCUAACCUCGUUAUCUUUUGGUGUAAAUAAUUUCUCAGGGACACUCCCUCCAGAACUGGGUAAUCUUGUCAAACUUGAGGAACUUUAUAUUAAUAGUUGUGGAGUGGGUGGUGAAAUUCCCUCAACAUUUGCUAACCUUAAAGGAAUGAGAGUCUUGUGGGCAUCAGAUGAUCCUUUCACGGGCAACAUACCUGACUUCAUCGGCAACUGGACAGGGCUUACAUCAUUGAGAUUUCAAGGGAAUUCUUUUGUAGGUCCUAUACCAUCCAGCUUUUCCAACUUGACCUCAUUGAACUCUCUGCGAAUCAGCGAUUUGAGCAAUGUGAGUUCUACUCUUGAUUUUAUCAAGAACUUGAAGAAAUUGACUGACUUGACUCUGAGGAAUGCAUUGAUCAAUGGUAGUAUUCCAUCUGAUAUUGGAGAAAUCACAACUUUAAAUAUACUGGAUUUAAGUUUCAACAACUUAACAGGACAAGUUCCAAGUGCUUUAUUCAAUUUGUCUUCUCUUGAAUACUUGUUUCUUGGAAACAAUAGUCUAUCUGGAACCCUUCCUAACCAGAAGAGCGAUAGACUUCGGAAUAUAGACUUGUCUUACAAUUAUCUGUCAGGAACAUUUCCUUCAUGGGUAGCCUCGAAUUUACAGUUGAAUUUUGUGGCCAACAACUUUUCUUUUGACAGCUCAAAUAUAAGUGUUCUGCCAGGAUUGAACUGCCUACAAAGAAAUUUCCCAUGUAACCGAAACACUCCACGCUAUGCAAAUGUUUCAAUCAAGUGUGGUGGUCCAGAGAAAAGAACCGCUGAUGGAACACUUUAUGAAGCUGAAAAUUCAUCUAUCAGUGCAGCAUCAUUUACAGUAACUAGUACUGAGAAAUGGGGGUUGAGCAAUGUGGGCUUGUUUUCUGAUAGACAAAAUACUAGUUAUGUUGAAAAUACAUUGACACAAGUCACCGGCACCAACACCCCAGAGCUUUAUCAGACUUCAAGGAUAUCUCCCAGUUCACUUAGGUACUAUGGCCUAGGUCUCCAGAAUGGGCCUUACACUAUAGAUUUGUUAUUUGCGGAAACUGCAUUUGCAGAUCGAAGCUCACGAACUUGGAAGAGCUUAGGACGGCGUGUUUUUGAUAUUUAUAUCCAGGGAAACCGCCGAUUAAAGGAUUUUGACAUAUCAAGGGAGGCAGGUGGGAUCAACAAAGCAAUUACAAUGACUUUUAAUGUUACUGUGUCAGAGAAUCAUCUUGAAAUUCACCUGUUUUGGGCUGGUAAGGGGACGUGCUGUACCCCUGUACAAGGCUACUAUGGACCAAUCAUUUCAGCCCUCAAUGUUGUUCCAGGUUUUACGCCAACUGUUAGUGGGAUAGCACCCAGUAUUCGGAAAGAGAAAAGCAGGACGGGAUUGAUCGUUGGUAUUUCAGUUUCUGCUGGAGUUGUGAUCCUGAUCCUGUUAUUUGCAGUUCUUUACAUCAGUCGGAAGAGAGACAGCGAAGAUGAGGAAGUGUUUCUUGGGAUGGGCCCUAGACCAAACACUUUUAGUUAUGCCCAGUUGAGGACUGCCACUGAAGACUUCAGUCCUUCAAAAAAGCUAGGGGAAGGGGGAUUUGGACCUGUGUACAAGGCGUGGAAUUUGCAUGAAAGUAGCCAAAGUUUGGCACUGAUGGAUCCAAGAGUAAUGAUAUUUGAUGAAAAUGAAGCUCUUCGAGUUAUAGGAGUAGCUCUCUUGUGCACUCAAGCAUCACCUGCAAUGAGGCCAACAAUGUCAAGAGUUAUAGCAAUGCUUACUGGAGAUAUCGAAGUGACUGCUGUUGCUUCAAAGCCAAGCUACUUGACUGAUUGGCAUUUUAAGGAUAUCACUGCCAGCUUUUCGACUGAAAAUGCUCGAGCAUCCACUGAAUCUGAGGCUAGCAAGAACAAAAAUAAAAGCGAGCAUCAGAAUUCAAUUGAUCUUAGUCCACAAGGUGAUCAAAUAUACUCUCCAGUAAAUAUCACUGAACCAAGGCUCAGUGAACUCAUUGGGGAUGGAAGGUACAAGCGCAGCCCUUCUUCCAUAUACCUCAAUAUUUUCCGUAGUGGCCUUGAGCAUGUUAACAUGGACGAGGUGGACUACGACGACGGGGACGAUUUUUUUUCAGCUGGAGCCCUGUCAGCUUGA
Molecule: messenger RNA, 2403 nt
Organism: Dovyalis caffra
Lineage: Eukaryota; Viridiplantae; Streptophyta; Magnoliopsida; Malpighiales; Salicaceae
Source: the annotation of a GenBank genome assembly